UCCCGUUGGCCGGCCCGGACACAUGCAGGCAAAGAAGCGCUACGUCCUAGUGUCAGCGGGCGUCUGUCUACUGCUUCUCUUCUACCUGGGCGGCGUGCAGUUCGGGCAGCUGGUGGCGGCGCGCAAGGGCUGCAGCCCGCAGCUGGUGGCGCGGGAGAACGCCGCCGACAACCCCCCAGGAUGCCGCCGCUGGCCGGCGUGGGUCGGGCUCCGGCAGCCGGCCGGCGUGCACGCUAUGGACGAGGAGGAGCAGGAGGAUGGGGAGGAGGAUGGGGGGGAGGAUGGCGACGGGGGGCAGCCGGAGGUCGAAGCGAUGGGUUCGAUCCCGGACGAGCGAGGAGCAGCAGCAGCAGGAGGCGGCGGCGGUGGUGCUGGAGGAGGAGGAGGAGGCGGUGGGGGGGUAGACGUGUCGCCCCGGCGCAGACGGGAGAUCUGGGACAGCGUGUACCGCGGGAGACGCUGUCGCAUGGAGAGCUGCUUUGACGUCAAGCUGUGCGAGAGGAACGGCUUCUGGGUGUACGUGUACCCGCAGCAGCAAGGCGGAAAAGUCGAGAAGGUCUCCGAGAGCUACCAGAAAAUCAUUGCCUCCAUCCAGGAGUCGCGCUUCUACACGCAGGACGCGAGCAAAGCGUGCCUCUUUGUGCUGGCCAUAGACACCCUGGACCGGGACUCCCUCUCCGGCCACUACGUGCACAACGUGAGAGCCAAGAUCCAAAGCCUGCCGCUCUGGAACAACGGCAGAAACCACCUGGUGUUCAACCUGUACUCGGGGACAUGGCCCGAUUACACGGAGGAGCUGGACUUCGACAUUGGCCAGGCGAUGCUGGCCAAGGCGAGCAUCGGCGUGGAGAACUUCAGGCCGAAUUUUGACGUCUCGAUCCCCUUGUUCUCGAAGGACCACCCGCAGAAGGGCGGCGAGCGAGGCUACCUUGGGCACAACAGCAUUCCGCCCACCAGAAAAUACCUGUUGGUGUUCAAGGGGAAACGCUACCUGACCGGCAUCGGUUCGGACACCAGGAAUGCCUUAUAUCACGUCCACAACGAACAGGAUAUCAUUCUGCUGACCACCUGUAAGCACGGCAAGGAUUGGUGGAAGCACAAGGAUGCCCGCUGCGACAGGGACAACCAAGAGUACGAGAAGUACGACUACCAGGAGAUGCUACACAACUCCACGUUCUGCCUGGUGCCCCGCGGCCGACGCUUGGGCUCCUUUCGUUUCCUCGAGGCACUGCAGGCCGCAUGUGUUCCAGUGCUCCUUAGCAAUGGCUGGGAGCUUCCCUUCUCCGAGGUGAUCGACUGGAGCAAGUCCGUCAUUCGCGGGGAGGAGAGGCUGCUUCUUCAAAUCCCGUCGGUCGUUAGAUCAAUUGACCAUGACAAGAUUUUGGCGCUCAGGCAGCAAACCCAGAUGCUGUGGGAGGCUUACUUCUCUUCCGUUGAGAGGAUAGUGCAGACCACACUUGAGAUAAUUCAAGACCGGAUAUUUUCACACAUAGCCAGAAAUAAAAUGUUGUGGAACCAAUCGCCUGGUGGACUAUACGCCCUGCCACAGUAUUCCACGGACUGCGCUGAUUUCCCGUUUUAUUAUGCCACUUUGGGGAUCAAGCCUCUGGAACAGUUCACAGCCGUUAUUUAUGUAGUUUCCCCACUAAUCUCUCAGUCCCAGCCUAUCAUCAAACUCAUACUCGCUGUUGCAAAAUCCAAGUACUGUUCACAAAUUGUGAUUCUGUGGAACUGUGACAAGCCCAUGCCAGCAAGAAACAAGUUGCCAGACACCGCAGUGCCUCUAAUAAUGAUUGAGGGAGAGAACAAGGUGAUGAGCAGUCGGUUUCUACCCCUUGACGUCAUACAGACUGAUGCCGUUUUGGGUCUCGAUGAAGACACGGUCCUCUCCACAAAUGAGGUGGACUUUUCCUUCACGGUGUGGCAAAGCUUUCCCGAGCGGAUCGUUGGGUACCCAGCUCGCAGCCACUUCUGGGACAGCAACAAGGGGCGGUGGAGCUACACUUCGAAGUGGACCAACGAUUACUCCAUGGUUCUCACUGGGGCUGCGUUUUACCACAGGUACUAUCAUUAUCUGUACACAUAUCACCUUCCUGAGAGCUUGAAGGCAAUGGUGGACCAAAUGGCAAACUGCGAAGACAUCCUCAUGAACUUUCUGGUGUCGGCCGUGACUAAGCUUCCACCCGUCAAGGUCACUCAGAAGAAGCAGUACAAAGAGACAAUGAUGCAGCAGGGCUCGAAGACGUCUCGCUGGGCAGACCCCGACCACUUUGCACAGCGGCAGACCUGCAUGAACACCUUUGCCGCGUGGUUCGUGCACAUGCCACUCAUCCGCUCGCAGAUGCGCUUAGACCCUGUGCUCUUCAAGGACCAGGUGUCCAUCCUGCGUAAGAAAUACCGUGACAUUGAGCGACUCUAAGUGACUAAUAUCUGUACCGUGUAACAUCCGUGGCUCAGCAGGACGCCCACGAAGCAGAACCCAAUCACUUACUGGGGCCCUUUCCUGCUGAAAUAAAUACACAUCUAUCUAAAUCUAUGUAGUGGCAAAGAGGGGAGAAAGGGGGUGUGGGCAAAGAGAAGAAAACUAAAAGUAAAUGAAGAUUGUGAAAGGGAUGC
Molecule: messenger RNA, 2616 nt
Organism: Petromyzon marinus (sea lamprey)
Lineage: Eukaryota; Metazoa; Chordata; Hyperoartia; Petromyzontiformes; Petromyzontidae
Product: exostosin-1-like
Cellular component (GO): membrane
Molecular function (GO): glycosyltransferase activity
Source: RefSeq, a predicted model, not a curated record